GCAUUUUUUGAAACAACGGAUCUUCCCAAGAUUCUCGUUUCCAUACUUUUCACUGUAAAUCCUGAGGGCUAUAGUUUUCACGUGAUAGAACCAAGUAUACUACUACAUCAACGUCACAUAGGAAUCUGGUUGACAUGACGGCAGGGAAGAAGAGCAAACGCGAUGAAAUAUCGGCUGUAGAUUGUUUUGAUGAGGUUGUACUUGGUAUACAUCAAGCUGAGUCAGCUGUACUUAUGCUAAAAAGUCCUGAAGACGAUGUCAAGACCCGAGCUUGUGAAGCAUUAUACAAGUUUUCGAAUAAAAGUGACGAAAACAAAAAAGCCCUGAUAUCAUUAAAUGUUCUAGAAUACCUCCAGCCUCUAGUAAGAGAUGAAAAUAGGGUAGUAAAAAGGAAUGCGGUACUUGUUUAUGGAGUUCUAUCGUCACUUCCUUCUGCAAGGUCUAUCAUUAGGAAACUGCCAACUAUUGUUACUGAUCUUCUCAAGCUUUUGGACUCAGAAGAAUUUGAGACAACGAAAGAAUUUGCGGCAAUGACAUUGUCACAUCUUUGUUUGGAAUAUGCUGGUAUAUACGAACUUAUAGAGCAUAAAUGUUUCUCUGUUAUCAUACCUUGUUUGAAAUCACCUGAUCCAGAUGUACAGAAGAAUACAUUGGAUAUAAUACAUAUGUUACUCCAGGACUUUGAAGCUCGCCCAAUGCUGAAAGCUUCUGAAGGUCUGGAGACCCUGAUUGAAUUGUUGGUAUCGGAGUAUCCAGUUAUUCAAGAUUUAGUGUUAAAAAUAUUUGCUAGAGCAGCACAAGACAGUAUAAUAAGGACAGCCUUAAGAGAUAUGAAUGCAUUGGAUGCGUUUGUUGAUAUUAUUGGUGUUCCGGAAUUUAACGAUAUACAUGUUUCCGCCCUACAAGUAAUUGCAAAUUUACUAGACGAUACUGAAUGUGUAAAGCAUUUAGUUAGUCAAGGCAGUCUUCAAAAAUUAUUGCAUUUUAUCACUGAUCGUCAAGUUUAUAAUGAAAGUGAUAUUAAAGUCAAUUCUGUGAAUCAACAGCAAAAUAAAGAUAAGAACGCUAAAGGAAGGAAACCUAGUCCUAAGAAAGGUGAUAAGAAAAAAAACAGCAAAGGAGAACCGGAUGGAAAAAAAGACGAGGAAAAACCACCGUCAAAUACUUUGCCAGAAGCGAAAAUUCACACAUGUAAUGCACUUAUGAGAGCUGCAUGUAAAGAAGAAACAAGGAAAAUUUUACACGAUGCAGAUGUUGAAAGGAUGUUAGUAUCACUAUUAUCUCAUGAAGAUGAAGGUGUACGAGCUGCAUCAGCACAAGUUAUUGCUAUACUGUCAGAAAGUUCAGUAUGUCAGGAUAGAAUAGCUGAAUUAGGUGGACCGGAAUUACUUAUUCGUAUGACGCGGAGCGAUCAUCGUGAACUCAAAUCAGCUGGAGCUACAGCAUUAUCUGCUUUGACUACUGGAAAUGGAUCAAUUUGUCGUGAGGUUGCAAGUCGAAAUUCAGGGCUUGAGGCAUUGCUUAGUUGUUUACAUAUAGGUGAUCCUGAAGUUGACUUAAUUACAGUGGGUGGAUUAAUUGCACUGACGAAUUUGGCUACUGAAGAAACAACUCGACCGAAGGUUUUGCAUGUAAUAACGGCCAAGUUAUUGAUACCAACUCUAAAUUCAAAUUCAGUAUUAACUCAAUCUAAAGCUGCAUUAGCAGUGGCUUCGCUAAUAUCCGAACAACAUAAUAUCCAACAAUUUAUUCAACUUGGAGGUUUAUCGAGUUUACUCAAUUUAGUUCAAUCAACAAAUAAUGAUGUGCGUCGUUCAGCAUGUUGGGCUAUCGCUUCAUUGACAGCUGACCACACAGCUGCUGUAACGUUAUCUCAGUUAAAUGGUAUAACUAUUUUACAAACAUUGAAUGAAUCUAUAACACGUAAAAAUGCUUUUACUGAAUUAGCUUUAAAACGUGUACUGGACGCUAAUUUAAUGGCGAAAUUUGCACUAACUGGUUACUUAGAUUUUGUUGAUCAUAUACCAGAUUUAUUUUAUGAUCCUGGUCAAAUAACUAAUCCAUCUCAAUUUUUAACAUUGGAUGAAUAUAAUGAACAAUCAGUGAAUGACCGUCGACCAAUAUUUUUAAUAAAUUUACAAAAAUGUGAUAUUGUUUCAUCGUCAGAUUAUUUACAAUCACAAGAUUCGAAUGAUGCCAAAACUGAUGAUUUGAAACAAGAUGAUUUAAAUUAUUUCAAUGAAAUGAAAUAUCCUUUUGAUUCUACAUUACAUGAUUGGUUAAAUAUUGCAAUUAAACAAAUUACGUCAAUAAGUGAAUUAAAAGAGCAAAUAAAAUCUUUAGGAGAAUUUGUUGCUUCUUGUUAUGGAGGAUCAAUCAACAAAGAUGAACAAUUCACUCUAAGAAAUGAAUUAUCUCUGGCACAGUUACGAUGUCAAUUGAAUUCUAACUUAAUACCAAUAGGUUUAAUUAAACAAGGAUCAUUUCUACAACGUGCAUUAGUUUUUAAAUUACUUGCUGAUCGAAUUGGAUUACCAACUAAUUUAAUACGUGGAACAUAUGGACGUUCAUUUAAUGAAGUCCUGAUAGAAUCAGAAAAUUCAAAAUCUCAAACGUAUAGAGAUUUAUAUGUUGUGGAUUUAAUGUUUGAACCCGGAAAGUUAUUAAAAUCGUCUACAAGUGAAGCAUUAGAGUACACUAGUAUAGCCUGCUAAUAAUAAUAAUAGAAUUUACCUUCCUUCAGAACUUGUGUAUUUUUUCAUGUAAAUUAACUUCAACUACUCCAGAUUCUUCAUCAUUCAGCAAAGUCUUUUAUUAGUGAAUAAAUUUAAUUACAAAACAUA
Molecule: messenger RNA, 2843 nt
Organism: Schistosoma bovis
Lineage: Eukaryota; Metazoa; Platyhelminthes; Trematoda; Strigeidida; Schistosomatidae
Source: the annotation of a GenBank genome assembly